CGACCAUCUCUCCUCCUCCCCGGCGUCCUCGUCGGACUCCACCCUCGCCCAGGCGCACACAGCGAAGUUGGCCACCACCCAGUCCUCCUCCGCUUCCGUUGGCAACGCGGCCCGCUCUGGUGUCAUCGGCAGCUCCCACUCGCGCAGAAGGUCAAGAGGCGGCAGCAACAUGUUCUCGCCCCGGAGUAGCAACUACGAACGCCUUGAGGGCGGCAUGGGCCCCAGCAAGAGCGGACCAGGCCGCAAGUUUGCAUGGAAGAAGUUCGCGAUUGGCGCGGCUGUAAUUAUCGGACUCGUCUACUUCUUCGGUCCGCGGAGAGAGGACCUCGAUGACUACAUGCCUUCUAUUAUCUCGGACUCGAAGGAGACGUUCGAGGCGCCACCUGCCGCACCGGGACCAACACACCAUGAAGAUGCUCAUGUACCUGGACCGGUGUUGCACGACGACGACAUGGCGCCCCCCGCACGCCCCACCGACCCCGUGAGCGACGGCGACCUCACAAAAACCCACUUCUGCACAAAGCCGUACAAGCCGGACCUGCCCCUCGUGCAGUUCGCGCUCAUGAUCGACGCCGGCUCCACCGGCUCGCGGAUCCACAUCUACAAGUUCAAUAACUGCGGACCCUCGCCUGGGUACGAGUACGAGGUGUUCAAGCAGCGCCAGCCGGGGCUGUCCGACUACCGCUACGCACCGAGCGCCGCGGCGGAGAGCCUCGACGAGCUGCUGGACGAGGCGAUGCGCGUCGUGCCCGAGCCGCUGCGCAAGUGCACGCCCGUCGCGGUGAAGGCGACGGCGGGCCUGCGGCUGCUGGGCGACGCGGAGAGCGCGGCGAUCCUCGCGGCGGUGCGGCACCGGAUCGAGGACAAGUACCCGUUCAGCCUGCAGGGCGGCGCGGACUCGGUCGUGAUCAUGGACGGGCGCGACGAGGGCGUGUACGCGUGGAUCACGGCGAACUACCUGCUCGACACGAUCCGGAGCAGCUCGCCGGCGGGCACGGAGCCGUACGCGGUGCUCGACCUCGGCGGCGCGUCGACGCAGAUCGUGUUCGAGCCGACGUUCAAGAUGGCGAAGCCGGACGCGACGCUCGAGGAGGGCGAGCACAAGUACGACCUCGCGUUCGGGGGCAAGAAGCGUGUGCUGUACCAGCACUCGUACCUCGGGUACGGCUUGAUGCGCGCGCGCGCGAGUGUGCACAAGGUCGUCGAGUUCAUGAACGGGCUGCUCGGGAAGAGCCACGGCAAGGACGCGGUCGUCCCGAACCCGUGCCUCGCGAAGGGCACGGAGCGGCGCGUCGAGAUCGAGGACGAGCGGCUGGGCGAGAAGUACAACGUCACGAUGGUCGGCGCGGACAUCGGCAACUACGAGGCGUGCAACCGCGUCGUCGAGCUCGUCAUGGCCAAGGACGCCAUCUGCGAAGUGAAGCCAUGCUCGUUCAACGGCGUAUACCAGCCCUCGCUCCUCGAGACCUUCCCACACGGCAAGAUCCUGCUCCUCUCCUACUUCUACGACCGCCUCGGGCCCUUCCUCGCCGCGACGUCGCACCCGCUCACGCCCCCCCUGCACGUCGGCACGUUCGCCGAGCUCGCGCAGACGGUGUGCGAGGGCCCCGCGGCGUGGCGCGCGCGCUGGGGCGCGGACCGCGCGCUCCUCGAGGAGCUCGAGGGCCGCCCGGAGCACUGUCUGGACCUCACGUUCAUGCACGCGCUGCUGCGGCUCGGGUACGAGUUCGGCGCGGACCGCGAGGUGCAGGUGGGCAAGCAGAUCGAGGGCACGGAGCUGGGCUGGUGCUUGGGCGCGACGAUCGCGAUGGUCACUGGCGCGGAGCUCAAGUGCAGAGUUUGAGCAGACAGCAAGGCGCGGUGAUUCGUAUAGACUCUGUCUGUCGUAUGCGAUGUUUAUACAUACCCUAGAAUGGAUAAUUGUAAUGUUGUGUAAUGAGC
Trametes versicolor FP-101664 SS1 is the source of this 1941-nucleotide messenger RNA. Its product is annotated as guanosine diphosphatase. Gene Ontology annotation, biological process: nucleoside diphosphate catabolic process; protein N-linked glycosylation. The coding region runs from base 170 to 1843 and encodes 557 amino acids. The record is from RefSeq and is a predicted model, not a curated record. Gene Ontology annotation, cellular component: membrane; Golgi apparatus. Gene Ontology annotation, molecular function: GDP phosphatase activity; UDP phosphatase activity. The transcript is spliced from 3 exons. Lineage: Eukaryota; Fungi; Basidiomycota; Agaricomycetes; Polyporales; Polyporaceae.